Messenger RNA from Juglans microcarpa x Juglans regia, 1992 nucleotides. Its product is annotated as suppressor of mec-8 and unc-52 protein homolog 1. Bases 147 to 1688 code for a protein of 513 amino acids. Gene Ontology annotation, cellular component: precatalytic spliceosome. Lineage: Eukaryota; Viridiplantae; Streptophyta; Magnoliopsida; Fagales; Juglandaceae. The record is from RefSeq and is a predicted model, not a curated record. The transcript has 16 exons. Gene Ontology annotation, molecular function: protein binding. Gene Ontology annotation, biological process: mRNA splicing, via spliceosome.
GGCCCGUUCUGCACCUUGGCUUCUUGGGUCUUCUUCACACGACACACGAGUUCCUCAUUCCCGAACCAAUUAUAUCACUUUCUGAAGUCUGAACCUUGAGUGCCGUCGCCCCUCACUUCCCAUCGUCCUCCAUAGGAGUGUAACAAAUGUCCACCCUAGAAAUUGAAGCCAGAGAUGUCAUCAAGAUUGUGCUCCAAUUUUGCAAAGAAAAUUCUUUGCACCAAACUUUUCAGACGUUACAGAACGAGUGCCAGGUUUCUUUGAAUACUGUGGACAGCGUGGAGACGUUUGUUGCCGAUAUCAAUAGUGGGAGGUGGGAUGCGAUACUGCCUCAAGUGGCUCAGCUUAAGCUGCCCAGGAAUAAAUUGGAGGAUUUGUAUGAGCAGAUUGUAUUAGAAAUGAUUGAACUUCGAGAGUUGGAUACCGCACGAGCUAUUUUAAGGCAAACUCAGGUGAUGGGUGUCAUGAAGCAAGAGCAACCGGAAAGAUAUUUGAGACUUGAACAUCUCCUAGUCAGAACUUACUUUGAUCCAAAUGAGGCUUACCAAGAUUCUACUAAGGAAAAACGCCGUGCACAAAUUGCCCAAGCUCUUGCUGCCGAAGUUACUGUGGUGCCACCUUCACGAUUAAUGGCUCUGAUUGGUCAGGCUCUGAAGUGGCAGCAGCACCAAGGUUUACUUCCACAAGGAACACAGUUUGACUUAUUUCGAGGAACCGCUGCUAUGAAACAAGAUGUAGAUGACAUAUAUCCAACUACUCUUCAACACACAAUAAAGUUUGGGACAAAAAGUCAUGCCGAAUGUGCCCGGUUCUCACCAGAUGGACAGUUUCUCGUCUCAUGCUCUGUCGAUGGAUUUAUUGAGGUCUGGGAUUACAUCAGUGGGAAGCUCAAGAAGGAUCUUCAGUACCAGGCUGAUGAAACAUUCAUGAUGCAUGAUGAUCCGGUGCUUUGUGUCGACUUUAGCAGAGAUUCUGAGAUGCUUGCAUCUGGGUCACAGGAUGGAAAGAUUAAAGUUUGGCGUAUAAGGACUGGUCAAUGCUUGCGCCGUCUUGAACGUGCACAUUCUCAGGGUGUCACCAGUCUUGUCUUCUCUCGAGAUGGAACUCAGUUACUAAGUGCAUCAUUUGACAGCACAGCAAGAAUUCAUGGCUUGAAAUCUGGGAAGUUGUUGAAAGAAUUUCGUGGCCAUUCGUCUUAUGUGAAUGAUGCUAUCUUUACAACGGAUGGGAGUCGUGUUAUUACUGCUUCUAGUGAUUGCACUGUGAAGGUCUGGGAUGCGAAGACAACAGACUGUCUACAAACAUUUAAGCCGCCGCCUCCUUUACGGGGUGGAGAUGCUUCUGUGAAUUCUGUUCAUCUUUUCCCCAAAAAUACUGAUCACAUUAUUGUAUGUAAUAAGACAUCAUCGAUCUACAUUAUGACACUUCAAGGACAGGUCGUUAAGAGUUUCUCAUCUGGUAAAAGAGAAGGUGGAGACUUUGCUGCUGCCUGUGUGUCACCAAAAGGGGAAUGGAUUUACUGUGUUGGUGAAGACAGGAAUAUGUACUGCUUCAGCUACCAGUCUGGUAAACUAGAGCAUCUACUGAAGGUCCAUGAAAAAGAUGUAAUUGGCGUCACGCAUCAUCCACACAGGAACCUUGUUGCUACCUUUGGUGAAGAUUGCACUAUGAAAUUGUGGAAGCCUUGAAUCUCCUAUAUCUUGGUUGUACUAAUGUGCUCUAUUGUAAAUUAAGUGAGUUGUUUCCCGUUAUAUAUAAUAUAUGUUAGUUUUUGCUAUUUUCAUGUUAUGCUGACUGCUGAAGACCAAGAGUUACUAAUCUAUAAUUGGCAACGGUAACUGCGGGAGAGUUCUAUAUUGUUGAACAGCUAGAGCACUUUUUCCGUUGAAUUUGGGUUUAAAUUUUUUUUUUGUUUUCUUAGCAUAUAUCGAUGCUAAGCACCUGAUUGUAAUCUUAUGCUGCAAGCUCUUGUGAUUUGAAUCAGUUUUCUUA